Lathyrus sativus (Indian pea) is the source of this 837-nucleotide messenger RNA. The record is from the annotation of a GenBank genome assembly. NCBI's taxonomy places the organism in Eukaryota, Viridiplantae, Streptophyta, Magnoliopsida, Fabales, Fabaceae.
AUGAAGCAUAUCAUCUUCUUUUCCCUCUUGGUACUAUCUGCUCAUAUCUUUUUCAUCGCGGCUUCAGCUCAAUCACCUGCAGCAGCACCUAAACCUCCUGCAAAACCUGCGCCUGUCACACCAGCUCCGGCAGCAGCACCAGCAAAACCAUUAGUCCCUUCAUUACCUCAAUCACCCUCCUCCGAUUCUUCAGGUCAAGACAUCAUCAAAAUCCUAAGGAAAGCGAAAUCAUUCAACACUCUAAUCCGGUUGCUGAAAACCACACAAAUCAUUAACCAAAUCAACGCGCAAUUAGUGACAACAAAAUCUGGCGGUUUAACCAUUCUUGCACCCGAUGAUGGUGCUUUUUCACAGCUUAAAGCCGGAUACUUCAAUUCCCUCGGCGAACGACAACAGAAAGAACUGAUACAGUUUCAUGUUCUUCCUGUUUAUGUCUCAAGCUCAAACUUUGAUUCACUAAGUAACCCUGUGCUGACACUUGCAAGUGAUAGUCCUUCUGGUUAUCAAAUGAAUGUGACAGCUUAUGGAAACAAUGUGAACAUUUCAACUGGGUCUGUUAAUGCUACACUCACAGGGAUUGUAUAUUCUGAUAAGACACUUGCUAUAUACCAUGUUGAUAAGGUGCUUAUUCCUUUGGAUUUCUCUAAGCCUAAAGCUCUAGCUCCUGCUCCUACAAUAGCUAAAGCACCUAAAGGUGCUAAGGAUUCAUCUUCAGAUGAUGAUCAGGGUGAGACAACUAAGGCUACUUCUGGUGCUAUCAAUUUGAUUAGCCUUCAAGGAACAAUGUUUGUGUCCCUUUUUGUUGGUUUAGUUGCAGCUAUAGUUAUCUUCGGUUGA